Molecule: messenger RNA, 2983 nt
Organism: Prunus dulcis (almond)
Lineage: Eukaryota; Viridiplantae; Streptophyta; Magnoliopsida; Rosales; Rosaceae
Product: protein REVEILLE 7-like
Exons: 7
Coding region: 1428-2792 (454 amino acids)
Molecular function (GO): DNA binding
Source: RefSeq, a predicted model, not a curated record
ACCACCUUAGUUCGUCACACUCUCACCUCCCUACGUCUCUAUUUUCAGUAAAAUCCACAUCCACAUUUUUUCCAGAUAUAAUCUUUUUUCAAUAAUAUAAAAGAUAUUAUUGAUCAAGAUUGAAAGCUGAGGGGACACCACUUGCACUUUUUCCACUUUUUCCACUUUGCACUUUCCACUUGAGAUAUGAGAUGAGAUUUAGAGAGGGACUUGGCCCUUGGCCACCCCUCUUUGUCUCUCCCUGUGUUCUUGUGGCUCAGAUAUUUUCUUCCUUUUCUUUUUUUCAUUUCCACCUAUUUUUUCAUUUUCUCAACGCAUAUUAAAUUAUAAAUUAAGCAAAUUAAAUAAUACUAUCGUGAAAACGGCCUUGACUUGCAAGUUAAAGUUCUCAAGUUCGAAUCUCUACAACGUCAUAGUUGUGUGUGUAUGAAAUCCUUCUCUCCUGUAGUUUAGACUAAUACAUGUACUCAAAAAUCAAAAAAAUUCUACCGCUUUUGAGUUUUCUGUGUUUAUUUUUCCUCAUAAUUCUAGGAACUUAGUUGAGUUUUGCUAAGUAUUCUUAGUCUCCCUUUAUAAUAUGUGUCUUUCGUAAUCUUUACUGAUAUUAAUUUAAUAAAAUUCUAUUGCUUUUUAUCUAAAUAUAUAUUAUAGUCCAUGAGAUUGGAAAAUCUAAAUUUAAAAUGAAAACAGAAAUAUCUAAUUAGUGAAAAAGGAAAGCCUCCUCUCCUCAGUCAGUGUUUGUAUUAUCUGAUCUGGAUUGGACUUAAUAUCUUCCACAAGAAUAUCAUAUCAGAGAAUGAAUAAAAAUUAGGAAUUUUCGAAUUUUCUUAAUUUGGGAGAAAAGCCGAAAAGGUGGGAGACAGAGUACCAGAAAGUGCCGAGUGUCCCUGCGUUCUCAGCCACAAGAUUCCCAGGCCCUUCUCGAUUUUUCAUUGCCAAAUUUGUCAACAAAAUUUUCAAAAAUUAAAAAUACUCACUCUGACGUGGCAUCCCCUGCUUUUACUUUCUUCCUCCAUAUAACUCUGAAUUUCUUUGUGCGCUUCUUCUCUACUAUCCUCCUAAUCUCUCUCAUUUCUCUCUCUAUAUUUCUCUCUCUCUCUCUCUCUCUCUCUCUCUCUCUCUCUCUCUCUCUGUAUUCAUCUUCAUCUCCAGCUUCUCUGGAUUUGGAUUUUGCUUCUUCUUUCUUUUUAAUCUUAUCUUUCUCUUUCGGUUUCGCCUUUUCGUUUUCUUUUAUUUCCCGAGAAUCCGACGGCGGAAUCUGUUUUUUGUUUCUCGGGAAAAGCCGAGGAGCCUUCUGUUUUCUCAGUUAGAAAAAGAAACCUCUCAAGACAAGUUUGUUUUCAGUCUUUCAGAUACCAUUGAGGUGUAGUGCGUUAACCUUCUGCAGUAAGUAACGUGCUGGACGUGUUCUGUUUCUUUGAGCAGCCAUGGCUGUUGAGGAUUACAGUGAAGCCACAGGGUCAAACGCCUCUGUUGCAGCUGCCGAUUGCAGUCUAAAAGGCGAUGCACAAUCUAAACCAGUGAUUGAACUCAAGGCGAUAUCUUCCUUUGGCAAUGACCAUACACCUAAGAUCAGGAAACCUUACACAAUUACAAAACAAAGAGAAAAAUGGACAGAGGAAGAGCAUCACAAGUUCCUUGAAGCCUUGAAAUUGUAUGGCCGAGGUUGGCGUCAAAUAGAAGAACAUGUAGGCACCAAAACUGCAGUUCAGAUUCGAAGUCAUGCUCAAAAGUUCUUCUCUAAGGUAUCUAAGGAGUCGAGCGGACCUAGCGAAGGCUCCAUCACACCAAUUGAGAUACCUCCUCCACGGCCUAAGCGGAAGCCUGUGCAUCCUUAUCCACGUAAAUCAGUCGAUUCUCUCAUCGGAUCACCAGAAAGGUCACCGUCCCCGCAUUUUUCAGUUUCUGGGAAAGGCCAAGAAUCGCCUACCUCAGUAUUAUCUGCACUUGGUUCAGAUGUACUGGGGUCUGCAGCUUUGGACCAGCCUAGCAGAUCUGCAACCCCAACUUCAUGUACCACUGACAUGCGCUCAACCAUCUUAUCCCAUGUUGAAAAAGAGAAUGAUUACAUGACAUCCAACUCAUCCACUGAAGAAGUGAGAGAGUCCGUGCCAUCAGUUCAAUUAUCUGCUGACUCAACUCCAGAAAAAUUUGCGUGCAUGAAACAUGGAUCAGGUUCCAAUCACAUUGUGAGUACAGAAGGAGAUGCUGGCAGUCCAAGAGCUUCCCCAAGUAUUAAGCUGUUUGGAAGGACAGUUUUGGUAUCAGACUUGGAGAGACAAUCUCCACCUGGUAGUGUUACCAAGGAAUCAAAGGCUAAACAAGAGAAUUGUCAGAGGGAAAAUGAUAAGCUUGCUCAAACAUUAAGAUUGGAUGAGUUAGACACGCGUUUGUCACUCGGUGGAAUUGGGGAACACCAAAAGCAGAGCCCUAAUUCUCAGAAAGUUAACCCUGAUGCUCCUCAGCCAUGGUGGUUUAUGCAUAAUGGUUUAAUACCAUUUUUUCAAGUCAGAUCAUGUAACCAAAACUCAGUUCAAAUACACGCCAAUUCUUGUGCGGAUGAAACAAUGAAAGAGAUGGAAACGUCUUUAUCACACGAUGGUUCAGUUAGUGCAGUGGAAAUUUUAGCAGAGAAGCAUUUAGAGGCUGCUGAUGCGUUAUGCGAAGAGACUCGCUCUCUCCCUUGCAGUUCAAGAAAGGGGUUUGCACCAUACAAAAGAUGCUUAGCAGAUAGAAAUAUGAACUCAUCAGGAGAGAUGAGGGACAGACAGCGGGCUCGUGUCUGCUCAUAGUUCCCACGGCAGAUGCUCUGUUUUCUAGCUUAUCGCAAUACCCGCAUAAUUAAAAAUCCAUGCUUCAGUUUAAAAUUGUUGGCGUCUGAUGUUUGCAUUUUUUGCAAUUUGAAAUAACUGUAACGUCCUUUAUGGAUUUAUUCUUUUUACCCUGUUCUUUCAAUGAAAUGAUUAGGCUUCAAUUCGAUACA